Messenger RNA from Zea mays, 1506 nucleotides. RefSeq lists its product as uncharacterized. The record is from RefSeq and is marked predicted. The coding region runs from base 234 to 1151 and encodes 305 amino acids. The transcript has 2 exons. NCBI's taxonomy places the organism in Eukaryota, Viridiplantae, Streptophyta, Magnoliopsida, Poales, Poaceae.
UCCACAGCAGGUCGUUGCUCCGUCUGCUCCCUCCGUUCCAACUCUCCCUCUAACCUCCAGCUCGCCAGCACCCUCAGCCGUCGCAGGUUCCCUCCCAUGGCGCCCAGCUGAGCAUCUUCUUCCCCACCUCUUGCCGCCCACGUGCCAUUCCCUGGAAGGUGCUCGCGCGUCCUCAUGUGCUUGUCAGGGACUCCGGCAUCUAGAUUCUGACUCCAUGCCGGCGCUGCCCUCUCAUGCUCGCCGAGCUGCUCUCAAAUGGCUGCUCACGAGUUUCCCCCAGCCCCGUCAGCUUGCCGGUCUCCAUCUCAGCGCGUGAGCUCCUCUACAGGGCUCAACAGCCGCCGUUCUGCGCCACUAGACCACGCCCAACGCAUACGCAGUCCGUCGCUGGGACUCCAUCAGCGCUGAUGUCGUUCUUCUUCGUCAACAUCCACCAGCCAGCGCCCAUCCUCGCCACCAACCACACUCGCCCGGAUCCGCGACUCCCUGGUACCAGCCGACCGUCCCUGUGCCCCACGCCCAGAUCGACCUGGCCCCAUGCUCGACUGCUCGUUGUCCAAUCCAUCCAGGCAUCAACGUCGACAUAUGCUCCUCUGCUGCUCACCUGGACUGAAGCUGCCAAGCUGUCGAACUCCAUCGCGCCCCUCCGUUCAGGCCGCGCCCUGCUCGGCUUCUCUGGUGCACGCGCAGUUCAUCGGCCAAGUCCCCUCACCGGCAUCCUCCACAGCUCGCCCUACCACGCCGAUGCCCUUCCCUAUUUAGCCGUUCGUCGAGGUCGCCAAUGGCCUUCAUCAAUGCCGCACCUGCUCCGAUCUCAUGUAGCUCGGUCCAACUGUGCAUCGCUACCACUCUUCUGUCCAUGGAAAUCUGCUCCACCGGGCCGCACCUCACCUGCGAUGUCGUGCACACCAAGCCGAAGUGUCGUCGCUGCUCAUACUUCGUUUGUCGGUCACCAUGGGCAUGCCCUACAGUUGCGUUUCUUCCCCAGCGUUGGCCGCCAUUCACAGCACUCGGCCUCAGGUCUUCGAGCUCCCAAGCCGACCUCCUUCAUUAGUCUCAAGCUCCGCCCCUUCGUGCUCGACGUAAAGCCUGAACCGAAUGUCAUCGCCGUUUCGCAAUUGUCAAGUCAAAAUUUAGUCAUGAUUUGCUAGUUGAUCACGUGAUGCGUGGCACAAGAGCCGAGGCGAGCCCAAGAUGAUGUAACGGGUGGGCUACUCCACAAGGUAAUGUUGGUGGAUCAACCUAAAGAUGGAUAAAUCAAGCAAGUGCUCGCCUAAGAGAUGUUUGGAUCAAGCGCUAGGAUGUGAGAUGCUCGCCAAGUGGACGUCAUCUAACAAACACUAACCUAGUGUUAUUCCAGGCAAGCCCCAGUGUAUUAUCCCUUUUCCUUGUUGUUUUAAAAUCUUUAUCACCUUAUAUGAUGCAUUAGGUGAUAGGAGUUGUGUGCUAAACAAUUUAUGCAUUCCCUUCCUUGGAAACCGAUUACCAUUCCUUGUUACCUGAUUU